This is a messenger RNA of Rotaria socialis, 2436 nucleotides long. The record is from the annotation of a GenBank genome assembly. NCBI's taxonomy places the organism in Eukaryota, Metazoa, Rotifera, Eurotatoria, Philodinida, Philodinidae.
AUGACUACUGGCCCAUCUUCAAAUAUUAUUAUUCGUUUACAAAACUUACCGAAUGAGGCACGAGCUGUUGAUAUUCGACGAUUCUUUACUGGUUUGAAUAUUCCCGAUGGCGGUGUUCAUGUUGUCGGUGGUGAAAAAGGUGAUGCGUUUAUUAACUUUAGUUCCGAUGAUGAUGCCCGACAAGCUAUGAUGAAAUCGGGCAAUAUUUAUGGAAAUCCAAUUAAGCUAUUUCUAAGUAGUCGAUCAGAAAUGCAAUCGGUCAUUGCUCAAGUUCGUGCUGGUCCAUCAACAAAGCCAGUAGCUAACGUUGUUGAACCAAGUUAUCCAUCGAAUGUUGCUGAACAACAAGAACCAAAUAGUUCUAGUGUUCCAAAAUUACCAUCAGCAAAUACAAUAUCAUCGAUCCUUGCAGAAUUUCAAGCAAAAGCCAUUCAGCAACAACAGCAACAACAACAGCAGCAGCAAUUGCAGAUGCAACAACAAACACCAGCAAUUGAUCCAACAAAUGCUUUAUUAAUGGCUGUAGCACAAAAUGGAAAUAAUCCAUUAGCACUUCAACAAUUAUUAGCUACAUUAUCUGAAAAACAACAACAGUCAGCUGUUGGACAACAAUUUCCAUUUCAAAUGCCACUUAUUUCAAAUUCAAAUAAUCACUAUGCACAACCAACCAACGGAUGGAUGGGACAACAAUUUCCAAAUACUGUUCAAUCACACCGUGCAGCUGCUCUCUUUCUUCAACAGCAACAACAUCAACAACAACAACAACAACAAGCAUUAUUUCAAAAUUAUGGCCAAGAAAAUAAUGCCUAUCAAACGACUAUAACUGCUGAUGAUCCUUAUAUUCGUGUUCGUAAUAUUCCAGUCGGUUAUAAUUAUUAUAACAUAAAACUUUUAUUUUCCAAAUAUAAAUUAAAUCUUUCUGAUAUGAAAAUUAUCAAUGAUCAAAAUGGUCAACGAACAGGUGAAAUUGUACUUCGUUUACAUACCAAUAAAGAUGUAGCUGAUCUAUUAUCACAAGAUGGUCGUAUUCAAUGUUUUAAUUCAAUGUUAGAUAUAAAAAAGAUAGACGAAUAUACAUUUGCAUCAGCUAUAGAUUCGUAUAUUCCAGCUCAUAUUAAAAAGACUCCCGGUGCAACAAUAAAAAAUUGUAUGCGUGUUACUGGGCUACCGAAAAAUUAUGAACGUAAAGAUGUUAAACGGUUUUUUGCUGGUUGUAAUGUCACGGGUCGUCCAGGUGGCAUUUUUAUCGAAGCUGAUACAGCUAAUGGACCGACGUUUGUGGAAUUUGAAACGGAAAUCGAUGCUGACAAAGCAUUUUUUUACAAUGGAGAAAAAAUUGUUUUUCUUGCUGAAGGUUUAUCAACCAUUGAAAUGUAUCGUAUGACAAAAUCUGACAUGGAAAACGAAAUAAAUUCGUUGAAACGUGGCCCGGAACGUGUUCCACGUCGGCCACCAUUGCUACAUCAUGAGCCAACAAUGGGAAAUAUUCGCCCUGAAAAGAAUCCACAUUUAUUACCAACGCCAACAUCAUUUCAUGGACAUUUAGCAUCGCCUAUUCAAAAUUCAACAUUUCCAAUGGCAACAAAUCAAAAUCAAGAUCAAUCAGCUGUUUGUCUUCGUUUAAGAAAUAUUCCUUAUUCAACAACGGAACAACAAAUCUAUGAAUAUUUUGCUGAUCGAUCAAUACAAAUUGAUAGCUGUAAAAUUCUCCUCGAUCGUUUUAAUCGUGGUGCUGGUGAAGCAUUAGUUUGUUUUCAUGAUGUUCAAUCAUGUCAAAUAGCUUACGAAUCAAAAAAUCGACAAAUUUUCUACGGGCGUACAUUAGAUUUACGACGCAUAUCCUUCUUUGAAUAUCAAAAUGCAUCGUUGACACCUAUGUUAACAGCUAAUGAUUUAGUGUCACCUGCAAAUAUCAAUCAACGUUUUCAACAAGUAAAUGCGAAACGUCAUCCACCGUUUUAUGAACGAGACGAUGAUAGACGCAACGAUAAACGACCCAAAUGGGAUGGUAAUCAUAAUGAUAAAGAACCCUAUGGAUUUAAUCGAAAUUCACCGCGAAUCAAUAAAGACGAGCAAGGACAUGAUAUAAAAUUAUCUGACGAGAAAAAAAUGCCCAAUGAUCGACGUUCAUCAACACCACCGAUUGCUGCCCCAUCAACAAAUCUGCCACCAUUACCAACUGAAUUAAAUGAUUAUAUUGGUCGUAUAUUAUUAUUAUCGAACGUUCCUUAUCGUGCAACACGUGAAGAAAUUCUUGAUUUUCUUCGUCCAUAUUUGCCAGUACCUGAUACACUUAAAAUACGCUGUGAUGUUAAUGGUAAACCAACAGGUUUCGGCGUUGUGGCAUGUGAAACCACAAACGAAGCCUCACGUGCUGUUACUGAACUUAACAAUCAAAUGUUUAUGUCCCGAAAAAUUUUCCUUCAACAAAGAUAA